Messenger RNA from Leopardus geoffroyi (Geoffroy's cat), 2363 nucleotides. It is a transcript of the gene SFXN2, whose product is annotated as sideroflexin 2. The coding region runs from base 303 to 1316 and encodes 337 amino acids. Gene Ontology annotation, biological process: monoatomic ion transport; serine import into mitochondrion. The record is from RefSeq and is a predicted model, not a curated record. Gene Ontology annotation, molecular function: monoatomic ion transmembrane transporter activity. Gene Ontology annotation, cellular component: mitochondrial inner membrane. The transcript has 14 exons. NCBI's taxonomy places the organism in Eukaryota, Metazoa, Chordata, Mammalia, Carnivora, Felidae.
GGGCGGGAUGAGGGGCGGUUCCGGGCCUGGGCAGCAGGUUAGUACUGGCCAGGCUUCUAACGCAGGGUUCUUCUGUUGGCAGUUGUCUCAGUGCAUUCUUUUCGGGGCCAGGGUCCAGGAUGGAGGAGUCCUGGUGGUGGGAGGCUGCCUGUCGGAGGGCAAGAGACAGCCUGGGGAUUGGCCCUGAACGCUGAGGUGUAUCUGUAACGUGGGGCUUGAACUCAGGAACCCAACAUCAAGAGUCGCAUGCUCUACCAACUGAGCCAGACAGGCACCCUGAAAAUCAAGUCUCUAUAAGAAGGAUGAGCAUUACUUCAGGAGAGUCCCCAGUUUUGUGUGUGAACAAGAUGGAGGCUGAUCUGUCUGGCUUUAACAUUGAUGCUCCCCGUUGGGACCAGUGCACUUUCCUGGGGCGGGUGAAGCACUUCUUCAAUAUCACAGACCCUCGCACUGUCCUGGUACCAGAGCGGGAGCUGGACUGGGCCAAGGUGAUGGUGGAGAAGAGCAGGAUGGGUGUUGUGCCCCCAGGCACCCAAGUGGAGCAGCUGCUGUAUGCCAAGAAGCUGUACGACUCAGCCUUCCAUCCUGACACCGGGGACAAGAUGAAUGUCAUCGGGCGGAUGUCCUUCCAGGUCCCUGGUGGCAUGAUCAUCACGGGCUUCAUGCUCCAGUUCUACAGGACGAUGCCGGCUGUGAUCUUCUGGCAGUGGGUGAACCAGUCCUUCAAUGCCUUAGUCAACUAUACCAACAGGAAUGCAGCUUCCCCUACAUCGGUCAGGCAGAUGGCCCUCUCCUACAUCACAGCCACAACCACCGCGGUGGCCACUGCUGUGGGCAUGAACAUGUUGACAAAGAGAGCUCCACCCCUGGUGGGCCGCUGGGUGCCCUUUGCCGCUGUGGCUGCUGCUAACUGUGUCAACAUCCCAAUGAUGCGACAGCAGGAACUCAUCCAGGGCAUCUGCGUGAAGGACGGAAAUCACAAUGAGAUUGGUCAUUCCCGGAGAGCUGCGGCCAUAGGCAUCACCCAAGUGGUCAUUUCUCGGAUCACCAUGGCAGCCCCUGGCAUGAUCUUGCUGCCAGUCAUCAUGGAAAGGCUGGAGAAGCUGCGUUUCAUGAAGAAAGUCAAGGUCCUGCAUGCCCCAUUGCAAGUUCUGCUGUCGGGGUGCUUCCUCAUCUUCAUGGUGCCAGUGGCCUGUGGGCUCUUCCCACAGAAAUGUGAAUUGCCAGUUUCUUAUCUGGAACCAGAGCUCCAAGACGCCAUCAGAGCCAAGUAUGGAGAACUUGUGCCUUAUGUCUACUUCAAUAAGGGCCUCUGAAUGCCCCACCCCAGUAAGGACCAGUCUGUGCCCAUAUUCACCAGCUCCUCAGCUGCUCUGUAUACCUGUCCCCUCAUUCCUCUGCCCACAGGCCCUGAAGGCCAGGGUGGAUUUGGGAGGUGGGGAGCCUCGUGUUUUCACCCAGGCUUAUUGGACUCCAGAGGAUAAAAGUGAACAAGGGGAGCAAAAGCCAAGUCUUCUAUCUGUUCCUCCCUUAACCACCAUCCCCUGGAGACCAGGAGCUGAGACCCCCUGAGGGAGAUACUCAGACCAUUUGGAAAAAUUAGGAAACUCUGGGGAUUCUAGUUCCAGCCAGGACUGGGGAAGAGCCCCUGGGACAAAAAGAUGCUCUUAGUCCUCUUCUCUUCCUCCUCAUCUUGUCUCAUGCUAUGAAACUUUUUACCCUUGCAAUUCUAGCCAACUCAGGAAGGGAGGGGAAGAAGCCUUUGCCAACGUGGGGCUCUUCUCUGUUCUUUCUCAUUCUCGUCCCCAGUGUCCCCUGGUCAGAAAGCGUCCUUGGGAGUGCUGCUAAACUUGAGAUAGUCAGGCUGUUUCAUGAGGCAGCAAAGUUUCAUGGUGCUUUAAGCCCUAUUGACACUGACUUUGAUCUCCUAUGCUAAAAUCAUGUCUGAUUUUGCUUCUCUGUGUUUGAAAAAUAAGUCCACUAACUGUGAGUAAAAAGAAUAUAUGUAGGCAUUAACAGCACAUUUUAAUGGGUAUAUUUUCCUAGCUGCCUCCCUUCUCAGCCCAUUGGGUUAAACACCAAAGACUAGUGUGUUCUGAAUAGGAAAGAGAAGUUUUAUUUGGAUACCUCCGAGAAGUAACCAACCAGGACCAAAGAGCCUUAAAGGACACACAGCAAAGUGCAGCCAUUUGCCCGUCCCAUCUUGGCUGCUGUAGGUGACUUUUCAGGCUCGGGGUGGGGUGGGGGUGGAAGGAGACCAUUGUGGCUUACGAGGGAUCAAUGUCUGAGUUUCAUCUAGUAGAAUUUCCUGACCGUUCAAAGGAUAUCACUGUGAAUCAAAUAAAUUUCUUGAAAGAGUGUAA